AUGUCGCGUGGUACCAGCGCUGGAUUUGAUCGACACAUUACUAUUUUUUCUCCCGAAGGACGAUUGUACCAAGUUGGUUAGUUGACUGUUAAACCGUUGAUUACUUAUUGUGCUGGGUGUUAAGUUUUUGUUAAUUUUGUUCUUUAGAAUAUGCAUUUAAAGCGAUAAACCAAGGCGGUCUAACGUCAAUUGGUCUUCGUGGGGCUGACUCAGCAGUGGUAGUAACUCAAAAGAAAGUUCCAGUGAGUUUUAAUUUCCUUGGAUUUACUGUAAAUUUUUCCUUACCUCCAUUAAAUGUUAAACUGUUUUAGUUUUAAAACCCUGAACUACGCUCGCUUUAGUAGUUCUGUCUUAUGUAUGUAUACCCCGGAUGUGUACAAUUUUUUUGUUGUUACAUAAAUGGAACCUUGGAUCUUAAAACAUCACUUCAAUUACUAUAAGUUUGGAACAUGUGCCACAUAUGAAGCUAUCAUCACCGUAAUAUAUAGACACAAAGAAACACUUGCACAUUUUUUUCCAUAAAGAAACAUAAACUCCUUACUUGGUUUGUACAACAACCAUAAUUAACGUUUGGUCUGUUCAGAGCUGCAGAAGGGAUCUCAGACUAGCCUAUGUGUACUUCAGUCUCAGACAAAAAUAGUUGGGACACUUCCACUCAAUGCUGUUUUUUUUACUUGUGGCCCGUCUCCUCAUCCUCCCAAUGUUGUUUACCACAGUUAACUCACUAAAUCUUACACACCAACAUUGGGAGGGCAAAAAGACAGCAAAGUGUCCCAACAAUUUUGACUUAGACUGUAGAUUGAGUUUAAGUGAUAGAUUGAGUAUGAUCAGUACUACUUUAAUCUCUUGUUCUUACACUGAGGAUAGUCAUUGGUCAAAUCAUCCUUUCUUUUCUGAUGUCUCCUUACUUAAUUGUCAGCACCAGCAACUAGUAAGUAGACUUGGAGACAGUCUUGAUACAAUAUGACAGACAUAGGUAUAGACGUAGUUUGGGGCAGGUACAAAACUUGGACCAGAUCAACUCCUUUACUUACAGGGAAAACAAUGGGAACUGUUGUCUGGUAAGUAUGUAGAUGAAGUGAUCCAAGUCUGAGUUUUGUACCUGCCUCGUAGUUUAUCUACCCAUGAAGAGCACAAAGGUUGUAACUCUCUAUAAUGCCCUCGUGAAAAAAAAAAAAGAAGGGUUGAAAAAAUGCAAAAGAAAUAGAAGUUAAAAAGGAUAACUUGAAAUAUAUACAAAUGCAGGAAUAAUGACCGUAACUGCAAGUAAAUAAUGACAAUUCUGGAUAUAGUAUUACUGACCUUAAUUUCAAAAGCUAUACUCAUGUUUAAUCUAGACCUGUGUUCUACUCAAAACUGAAUGUUAAGCUACAGCCAGCGAAGAUCUUUUCAAGAAAAACAGUGUCAAGACUUGCUUUUAAUGCUGGCUAGUAAAGCAUGUUGAGCAGAUAAAUGGAAUGUUUAAAUUAAAGCUAUUAGUUUAAGAAGUGAUAGUCCAAAACUCACUUGGCAGUAUAUUGUCUGAUGGUGUUUUGCAGGAUAAACUGCUAGAUUCUGACACUAUGACACACCUGUUUGAAUUGUCUGAAAGAAUAGGAUGUGUUAUGACUGGACUGAUAGGUAAGAUGGUUUUUUACCUUUUUAUGGGACAAUACUGUUAAUUUUAAUUUUUGCUGCAUGUAGUGGUUUAUGUAACUUAGUCAGUCAAGACAGGUCAAGCAUACUUCCCCAAGAUUCUAUUAAUGAAUUGAUUAUUUGAAAAAUUAAUCCAUUAGUCGUUCCCAUAACUAGUGUCAAAUUCAAAUCGGCAAUCCUGCAUGCGUAAUGAACAGUGAAUAUUUUGCGAGAACUUCUUUGUAUUUGGUCAGAUUGAAAAUCUUUGAAUGGAUAAAAUUGCUUCUAAGACAUUUACAUCAAAUUCAGGGAAACUGAGCUGGUAGAAAUGUGUGAAAUCAUGGCUCAUUAUGCAUGGAAGAAUGCAGAGAUGAAUCUAAAAUCUACAACUACCAAUAAUGAAUACAUGAAUGAAAUCUUGGGGGGUAUGCUUGACCUGGCUUGACUGUAAUCUAGUAGCUAGUUUGCCAUUUAAAUCUUAAGACUUAUUAGGUUUGAAAUGCAAAGAUCUAUAGCAAGUGUAGAUUGUUCAAAUGAUCCCUUGAGAAUCGUUCUUAGAGAAUUCUGGCCAGUGUACUGUAGUGACCAUACAGACCAACAUUUAUGUGUUGUGUUAACCAUGAUAUUACAAUGAAAUUGGUUAAGGAUUACUGGUAUGUGAUUGUUUUCUUUAAACACAAUGUUAUUUAAGUUUGCUGAAAACAGUCAAUUAAACUAAAAUAGGGGCCCCACUAAAAACCGCCUUGGCGAGUUGGGCUCCCUCUACAAAUAUUACUGUUAUUAUUAUUAUAAACAUUAUCCAUUCAGAUUGACCAUUGUAGAUUACCGUUAUUAGUGACCUUUUUUCAUUAUGGUUGACAUUUAAACAGAUAGAAGACACUAAAAGGACUCUCCAGUGCAACCAUUACUUUAAAGUUGCACUUUUUUUGUUAAAGUUAUAUUUGGGAUAAGAAACUUGCCAAAUAAAUAUGAUGAUUUAUAGUGGAAAUGUUACGUGACACAAGUAACACAUUUUCUUCCUCUAACAAUUCCAACAGUGCUUUGGAUCGAAACCUGCAAACCAUGAGCAAAGUUCAUGUUACAUUAUCAAAAGCAGCCAUGGUGUUCCCGGUGACUAGUCCCCCUCAGUAAAUUGACACCAUUGCCUGAUGAAGAUUUGCAGUCAAAGCAUCAUGAUCAAUACUUAAAAUAAAUGACUCUUGUGAGGCAAAGGAUAAAUGUCAGAGCCUACCAUUCUGCUACUGUGACAAAUAACAUCUUUCAUGACACUUUUCCCAGUCUUGGUUGUGAAAUAAACAGUUUCUGCAACAUUUGUUCACUGUACAUGUAUAAUCAGGGUUUUCACUAUUUUUGGAAAGUGGAAGGGCUCCUCAGGUUGAGUAGAAAAAGUUGGAAAUUUUUGGUUUGAGAGGUGGCUUUUCCAUAUCACUUGAAGCGGGUCUUGUGCUCCAAGAGCACUGACCAGUGCCAGUACCUAUGUUUUACUGAAACCCAUUUCAAGUUGCUGGGUAAAUACAACAAGUUGGCCGGAAAUCAAGCAGCUAGGGAUUGCUUUUGGUUCUGUUUUUCCUCUAUUUAUUUUUUUAAGUAGUCAGGGGUCACCUUCAUAAUAGUCACCUUCAUCAAUAUGCCAUUGAGGGUGAAAAAUAGCUUAGUGGCUUUUUGUUCUGUAUUUCAGCUGAUUCACGUUCCCAAGUCCAGAGGGCUCGAUAUGAAGCAGCCAACUGGAAAUAUAAAUAUGGUUAUGAAAUUCCAGUGGAUAUGCUCUGUAAAAGAAUUGCUGACAUUUCACAAGUCUACACUCAAAAUGCAGAGAUGCGACCUCUAGGAUGCAGUAAGUUUCUGUGGUCUUGUUCACCUUUGCUUCAACCUCCAGGGCCCCAGUUGUUCAAAAGGUGAAUGACACUAUCCAGUGGAUAAGUAUCAGGGAAAUCAAAUUGUGUUAUCUACUGGAUAGAGAUUGAUUUUUGAGUGGAUUCUAUUUUCCAGUUGGGGCCAGGCAUAUAUGGUCACACACCACACACACACACAAAACAGAAUCUCAUUUUAAUGAUAAAAUUGAAAAGUUCAGCUCAAGGCAAAAAUGUAUGUAAUAAAAAUACCUUAUAGACGUUAUUGCAGUAAGUUUAUCAGUCUUAGUGAUUUUAUUGAAUGGUUGUGAGAGGGAUGAUCACAUGACGAUUCUGCUUCUGACACUGAACACUGAUGUUAAGCACAGCCUGGCCUUAGUCAUGGUUUGGUAGAAUUUCCUAACUCAUCCAAAACCCACUUGGUCUUGACUUGUGUCAUUGCCUUGAAUUACAGAGGAAAUGUGUGGGAAUACUAUUCUGUACGUCCAAAAUCGGUUAGCAUGAGCAAAACAUUGACCUUUUUUAUUGUAUCCUAUCUUGCAGGUAUGAUUCUUAUUGGAAUUGAUGAUGAAAAGGGACCUCAGCUGUACAAAACAGAUCCUGCUGGUUAUUACUGUGGAUUCAAGGGCUGCAGUGUUGGAGUCAAACAAACAGAAGCAAAUAGCUUUCUUGAAAAGAAAGUGAAGAAAAAACAUGCUUGGACACAAAGUGAAACCAUCGAGGUAUGUCAGUGUACUAAAGACACAUGCUAUUUCCUAAUAAAACACAGAUAUUCAUUUAACAUGACUGAAAAGCUGUCUGAAAUGUAUGCCAUGCUACUUGUUGUAAUGCACUGAGGUCGUGCUAGAAUUACCUUUCAUCACUCUGCCGUUAUGUUUUGUAUUUUUCCCCUCGCCCCCGGCCAUUUUCUUUUUACGGACUUGCUCCAAAUGCAUUUCAAAAUGUUCUGUAUCCAAUCAGAGGCAGGGAAUCAAUUCAAAUGCUUUUGGAACUGGUUGGUCAAACUAGAUGCCCAGGGGUUCCCAUGUUCUUCUCUUAAUGUGCCUUCACCCUAUUUUGGAUAGGGCAGACCUGGAUGAAGCGUACUGAAUCGAGACGUGCUCUUGCUCGGCCGGCCGGGCCAUAGUAGUAGUAGUUCACCCGUGAAUAUUCAUCCAUUUUUAAUGCUUCAAAGUCUCUGAAUAUGUGAUUAGAAAGAAGUCGAGUCAGAGUGUAAGAAGAAGUUUUUGAUUAUUUUGUUUGGUUUCUUUUUGUCUUUGCAGACUGCCAUCAGUUGUUUGUCUUCAGUAUUGUCUGCAGAUUUUAAACCAUCCGAAUUAGAAGUUGGUAUCGUUACUACUGAUAAUCCACGUUUCAGGUGAUUCGCUUUCUCAUUUUUUUUAUAGGUAAUUGCAGCUAUUGACGUUUCCGUCGCUGUCGUUUCCCAAGGAUGUUUCAGAGUCAUUUAUCCUCAAAACUCGUCAAACAAAAUAGUUUUUACUUUUAUAAAAUAAGCGCGAAACCCUCGUCUAAUGUUAGCCACAAGCUUUGGUUCCAAUGUACGCGCAUAAUUAAGUGGGGUUCUUAAAUUUUAGGGCUGGUUUACAUGUAAUGUCUACGAUCACAGAAAAACUCAAGUUGUCUGAACGAUCGUAGUUGUUAGAUGGAAACCAGGCUAAAAUCUCCUUUGGGAUGACCCUGAUUCACCGGUUGGGCUGGGGGGAGGGGGAGGAUGCCGGCCGGCCUUCUUUAGCUGGCUACAGCUCAGCUUUCCUGAAUCUAAUUCUGAUCAACAAUGGUUUGUGAAUCUUAAACGUGUCUCAUAGGUUUUAAAAUACCCUGCUGAGGUAAAAACUCGUUUAUAACUGUAUAUUGUAGAGAAUUGUAUAUUGUAACUUGUAUAUUUUCAUUUUAGGAAACUUACUGAGGCUGAAAUUGAUGGACAUUUAGUAGCCAUUGCUGAACGUGACUGAGACAGCUAAUUUACAAACAGAGUGAAAGAAGACCAGUUUCUUUUGUAUAUUAUUGCAACAAGCAAGUCCCGUACACCGGCCAAAACACUGUUCUAGCAAAUGCGGGUACUUGACUUCGACAAUUGCCGUUUUAUACUUUCAUUUCACCUUCAUCAGCUAUUAAAAUAAAUUUAACUUAGAUAUAUGUUUAUGAUGGUUUAUUAUUUUCUAUAAUCUUUACGGCAAAAAUGCUGAAUGAAACCCGG
Messenger RNA from Porites lobata, 5661 nucleotides. NCBI's taxonomy places the organism in Eukaryota, Metazoa, Cnidaria, Anthozoa, Scleractinia, Poritidae. The record is from the annotation of a GenBank genome assembly.